Laccaria bicolor S238N-H82 is the source of this 1635-nucleotide messenger RNA. RefSeq names its product 3-hydroxyisobutyryl-CoA hydrolase. Lineage: Eukaryota; Fungi; Basidiomycota; Agaricomycetes; Agaricales; Hydnangiaceae. Gene Ontology annotation, biological process: L-valine catabolic process. Bases 22 to 1503 code for a protein of 493 amino acids. The transcript has 8 exons. Gene Ontology annotation, cellular component: mitochondrion. The record is from RefSeq and is a predicted model, not a curated record. Gene Ontology annotation, molecular function: 3-hydroxyisobutyryl-CoA hydrolase activity.
CUCUUCCCUGGCUCUUCCUUCAUGCCGACGACAGCUAUCUUCAGGAGCAUGACCUGUGGUGCUGUGCGCACUGCUUCUCAUCGGGCGAAAGCGAUCGGUCAUCAUAUGAUGUCCACAACCACUUCCUCAACAUCAGAACCCACAGUAAAAUUUGAGUCCAACUCAGCACUUAGGUCGUAUAUUCUCGACAGACCAUUGAAACGCAAUGCUCUUGACGAACAAAUGCUUACGCUUCUUCGUCCAAAAAUUGAGGAAUGGAGUGCAUCCGAUCUUUGCGGUACCAUAGUCGGGAGGGGAUCCGGUCCCGUGUUUUGUUCUGGAGGAGAUGUUGCAAGCGUUGUCCAAAAUGCGGCGGAUCCUGCCACCCGACCAAAAGCAAUGGACUUUUUCAAGAGAGAGUUUGAAAUGGACUAUAUUCUGGCAGCCCUCAAAAAGCCAUAUGUGGUGAUUAUGGAUGGGGUAACAAUGGGCGGUGGGGUAGGACUUGCGGCACCAGCUCCUUUCAGGGUCGCAACCGAGAAUACGCAGUUUGCUAUGCCUGAGGCAAAAAUAGGAUACUUUCCUGAUGUGGGUGGAAGCUACUUCCUGUCGAGGUUGGAUGGCGAAAUUGGGACUUAUCUGGCGCUCACGUCGCAAACACUGAAAGGCAGAGCUGUGUUCGAGUACGGCUUUGCUACGCACUUCAUUCCUUCCAGACGAAUCCCGAUGCUUCUCGAUCGACUCGCAGAAUUAGACCAACCGCAUCCAAGCUUGGUUGAUCAUACCCUUGAGGAGCUGUCCUCCGAACGGGACGACAGUGAGCCCCCCGCGCUGUUCACCGGAAGACUUCGCGUUGCGCUUGAUUCUGCAUUCAGGCAUGAUAGUGUAGAAAGGAUAUUCAAAGACCUGAGGACGCUUCUGCAAGACGGCGAUGCCACUGUGAGGCAGUGGGCGUCUGAUAGUCUCGAAAUGCUGGCAAUGCGAAGUCCUACCAGUCUCAAGGUCGCAUUAAAAGCGAUUCGCCGAGGCAAAAGAAUGACUCUUCGAGAAGCGUUAGAAAUGGAGCUGAAGAUAGCCUCUGCGUAUUGUAGCGGGGCCAGUCCUGACUUCGACAUCGGUGUCAAGGCAGUACUUAUUGAGAAGUUGAAGACAAGACCCGAGUGGUCACCUUCUUCUUUGGAAGGGGUUUCAGAGGAUAUCGUCUCCCGCUUCUUUGAGCCGACGUCGCCGUAUGUGUCAUCUGCACCUCGCCUGGAGAUCCCGGAACAUUUGGCAGCAGAGGCGAUCUCAAUUCCGAUGAGAUAUGCACUUCCUAGUGAAAACGAGAUCGGUGCUGUUAUUCGUGGUUCCCACAGUUCUGGCGGGGAGAUGGGCACACGCGCAGAAGAUGUAUUGGCACGAUUCGCGGAGUUACGUCCGGGAAAACUUGGUGUAAAGGAGAAGGUUCUGGAGGUUAUACAACGAAGGUGCAAGGUCACAGAUAACGCUGACGGCAACUUCGUGUGGCUUAAAUGGAUCCACUAAACCAAGCCACCUGAGCUUUGGGAAAACAUGGGCACCCACACAUGUAUGUCCAGAAUGUGAACAAUCGCUCAAUGAACAAUUGAUGUCCAUGUUCACUGUAAACGUUGAAUUCUUACAUGCAACUUCACCGCU